Molecule: messenger RNA, 1149 nt
Organism: Staurois parvus
Lineage: Eukaryota; Metazoa; Chordata; Amphibia; Anura; Ranidae
Source: the annotation of a GenBank genome assembly
GCUGAGAUGCGCACGCAAAACUGGCCGAUCAAAUUAUCUGGAUACCAAGAACCCAGACCGUUUAUUACUGGUGAUGUUUAUUCUUUUAAAGAUAGCUUUGGUGGAAUCCUGGAAAGUUACUGGCUGUCGUCCAAUGCAACGGCCAUUAAAAUUAAUGCCUCUGUCCCUUUCCACCUUGGUUGGAAUAGCACAGAGAAGGUUUUCUUUUUUGAAGCAAGGUAUACCGAUUCCCCUUACAAACCUCUUCCAGGUAAACCACCAUUCCCUGAACUCAGCUACCGAGUGUGCGUGGGGUCAGACGUGACUUCCAUCCACAAGUACAUGGUGAGAAGGUACUUCAAUAAGCCCAGCCGGAUACCUUCAGAAAGUGCCUUCAAGUUUCCGAUAUGGUCAACAUGGGCAUUGUAUAAAACCCACAUCAAUCAGGAGAAGCUGCUUAACUUCACCGAGAGCAUAAAGAAAUACAACUUUAAUUAUAGCCACAUAGAGAUAGACGAUAUGUACACCAAGUAUUAUGGUGAUUUCGACUUUGAUCCGGUGAAAUUUCCGAAUGCAACGGCUAUGUUCAAAAAGUUAAAGGAAGAUGGGUUCAAAGUGACCCUUUGGAUUCACCCUUUCAUCAACUAUAACUCCCCCAAUUUUGGAGUUGCUAUAGAGAAGGGGCUGUUUGUGAAGGAGCCUACAGGUCAGUUGCCCGCCAUGGUUCAGUGGUGGAAUGGGAUUGGUGCUAUUCUUGAUUUCACAAACCCCAGCACAAAGGAAUGGUUUCAGAAUAACCUCAGACAGCUGAGAACAAAGUAUGGAAUAUCAUCGUUCAAGUUUGAUGCUGGGGAAACCAGCUAUCUUCCGAAACAGUUCAGCACCUUUCAACCUUUGGCAGAUCCCAACAUGUACAGUAGGCGGUACACGGAGAUGGCUGACCAGUUUUAUGACCUUGCUGAGCUUAGAGUUGGUUAUCAGUCUCAAAACAUAUCGUGUUUCUUCAGGAUCAUUGACCGAGAUUCAGAUUGGGGGUACGAGCUUGGGUUAAAGUCUCUCAUACCUACUGUCCUUACCAUCAGCAUGCUUGGAUAUCCUUUCAUCCUUCCGGAUAUGAUUGGUGGGAAUGCCUACAGCAAUUUUACAAAGGAUAUGAAGGAGCUUUAUAUC